UCUCUGUGGGGAGUGGGCGCUUGUGACACCUCUUCUGCUUCAGAUAACGGUGAAAGACAUCCAAGACUUCGAAAAGGGCUACAAAGGUUCGGAAGAAGAGCUCGCCGACAUUAAAGUGGCGUACGUCGAUUUUAAGGGCAACAUGGACAGGAUAAUGGAGUCUGUGUUGUGUGCAGACUACACCGACGAGGAGCGGAUACGCCAAGCCAUCGAAGCAGCCAUUGAAGCUGGAGAAGUCCCAUCCUACAAAAGUUUUGUGCAAGAGUCGAAGCAGAAGAAGAUGGCAAGGAAAAGGCGGGCAGAAAAAGAAGCUAAGGAGGCAGAGAAGACCAGAGAUGAACUUGGCCUUGGUGGAGAAGGUGACUUGAAAGCACUGAUUGAAAGCAGAAAAAAAGAUCGAAAAAAGGAAAUGGAUGACUUUUUGGCCCAAAUGGAAGCAAAAUAUGGGAAUACUGCUAAAAAAGGAGGAAAGAAGACUGCAGCCAAGAAGGGAAAGAAAUAG
Apaloderma vittatum (bar-tailed trogon) is the source of this 502-nucleotide messenger RNA. It is a transcript of the gene DNAJC9, whose product is annotated as DnaJ (Hsp40) homolog, subfamily C, member 9. Gene Ontology annotation, cellular component: nucleus; cytoplasm. NCBI's taxonomy places the organism in Eukaryota, Metazoa, Chordata, Aves, Trogoniformes, Trogonidae. Gene Ontology annotation, molecular function: heat shock protein binding. The annotation marks the transcript as partial. The transcript is spliced from 3 exons. The record is from RefSeq and is a predicted model, not a curated record.